This is a messenger RNA of Tachysurus fulvidraco (yellow catfish), 2001 nucleotides long. RefSeq names its product potassium inwardly rectifying channel subfamily J member 1b (gene kcnj1b). The transcript has 2 exons. Bases 306 to 1433 code for a protein of 375 amino acids. Gene Ontology annotation, biological process: potassium ion import across plasma membrane; regulation of monoatomic ion transmembrane transport. The record is from RefSeq and is a predicted model, not a curated record. Gene Ontology annotation, molecular function: ATP-activated inward rectifier potassium channel activity. NCBI's taxonomy places the organism in Eukaryota, Metazoa, Chordata, Actinopteri, Siluriformes, Bagridae. Gene Ontology annotation, cellular component: plasma membrane.
CCCUCCAAAGAGCCAUGAAACCACGUACACGUAAAUGUUCAGUCAGUUCAAGAAGUUACCGUGAUCGCGUGUGGGUUUUUAUUAUUUAGCUGAUUUUUAAGAUUAUGUAAAAUGUAUUGAAACACGUUUCCUCUUUGUAAACAGCGUGCCAUGUGCCUGGGAUUAGGGCAUUGCAAUGCGGAUUACUUUUUUCGAGAUUCGCCGAUGGUGUUGUGCUAGACGGAGAUGUUGGAAGGACAGAAUUUUCACCUAGUUAAACUCGCUCGUAUUUGGUAGAUCUACUGCUAAACUCUGUGAGUGAAGGAAUGUUGCAGUUCAUCCGCAAGGAAGUUCACGAUCACGUAGCAGAACGAAGGAUUCGACGAACGCGGCUCGUGACCAAGGACGGACACUGUAACAUCGAAUUUGGCAAUGUCGCGUACCACAGUCAUUUUGCUUACCUGAUGGACUUUUGGACCACCUUUGUUGAAAUCCGAUGGCGUUUUGUUAUACUUUUAUUUGUCGCUGCUUUCACAGGGAGCUGGUUCGUCUUCGGCCUGCUGUGGUACCUCAUUGCAAAAAGCAACGGGGACCUGGAGGGAGAGAAAGUUCCUGAUGGCCAUUUAAAGUGUAUCGAAAAUGUAAGCGGUCUCACGAGUGCCUUUCUUUAUUCUUUAGAGACACAGACUACAAUCGGAUAUGGAGGACGUGCUUUGACGGGUCACUGUGUCGAGACCGUAGCCCUUCUGGUCGUCCAGUCUUUAAUGGGCGCCAUUAUAAACUGCUUCAUGUGCGGCCUGAUUCUGGCCAAAAUCUCCCUCCCGAAAAAUCGUGCCAAGACUGUUACCUUCACUGACACGGCUGUGAUCUGUUUGAAAAACGAAAGCCUGUGCUUACAGAUCCGAGUCGCUAACCUUCGGAAGACGCUGCUCAUCGGCAGCCAUAUUUACGGCAAACUCUUGAAAACCAGCCUCACCCCGGACGGAGAACCUAUUAUUCUGGACCAGGUCAACGUUGACUUCCUGGUGGACGCUGGUAAGGACAACCUAUUCUUUGUUUGUCCGCUGACGCUUUACCACGUAAUUGACAGUUCCAGUCCAUUUUCGGAGAUGACUGCUGAUACACUUCAGCAGCAGGACAUUGAGCUGGUGGUCUUCUUAGAGGGCAUGGCUGAAUCUACAAGCUCGUCGUGUCAGGUUCGCACGUCCUACAUCCCACAUGAGAUCCAGUGGGGUUAUUGCUUCCUGCCCAUCAUCUCGCGGACCAAAGGAGGCAAAUACCGUGUUGACUUUUCAAAUUUCUCCAAAACUGUUCCAGUAGCCACGCCUCACUGCCCCAGCUGCUAUCUAAACGAACCCAGCAAAGAACUUCACCAGCAUGGACAGCAAGGCAUUGACAACCCUGGGUUUGAGGUAGUUACUACUGAAGAUUUGGUGGACAAUGUACAAAUGUAGAGAACUAGAAGCUGUGUACAUGUUAGUGCUUAUUCUGCUAUCACACACAAAUCUCAGGUAGGGUGCUGGAAAAAAACGCUAAAACGUGCUGGAAAGAGUUAAGAACCCGUGGCCUAGAACAAAAGGCUGCUUUGGAACGAUACAACACGGCCGAAUCUUUAGUAGGCAUCACUGUUUAGGAUCGAGCUGACAAUUCAUUAACAGUUUGCCAGUAUAAAAUUGUUUUGAUUAUUUAAAGGAUAACUAAGGUGUUCCUCAGGGUUCUGCAUUAGGGCCUCUCCGGUUUUCCAUACGCAUUUUUUCUUUGAAAGAUAACAACAUUGUAAUAAGCUAAUCUUUACCGAAGAUGAUAUAGAACUAAUCUAUUGACUUUCUAUCGCAACUUAACGUUUAAAAUGAAUACAAAUUUAAUUUGUAUUUUCAUCUGCAAAUCAGCCUGAAUGCCAAAUCAUUCCUUCAAGUUUUUCUCUUACCCGAUUUGUACAGAUUGCAAAAUUGCUUCCAAAUACAAAUGCUGAAGUUGACACCAUUUCUAUUUUAAUUGUAAAUAAUAAAUGCAUCUAACAAA